AUGCAGCCCCCUGGCUGCCCGUCGCUGUCCUCGCGCCUACGGGCGCUGCCGCUCCCGCCCGUCAGCUGCCGCGCGGCGCACACCGCGCAAGCCACCAACCCGACCAGCCAUCGUCGCCAAUCCCCCGUCUGGGCUUCGGUCCCGCUGGCAGCGGGCAACGGGCGAUCUUUGCUGCAUGGCAGCGGCCCUUUUGAUCGUCGCUGCGGCGUUUCGGCGACUGGAUUCGAUGGUGAUGGCGGUGCGGGUGUGCCCAGCGUGGCGACCGCCAAGGAGGCUGUGGAGCUGGGCCUCAAGACCCUGGAGGCCGGGGACGUGGAGGCGGCGCUGGGCCUGUUCAACAGGGCCAUGGACUUCGGCCCCAACCAGGAGGAGGCGACGGCGGCCAAGUACAACGCGGCGUGCUGCCUGGCGAAGUUGAAGAGGUGGAAGGAGGCCGCGGAUGGCGUCGUUGAGGUUGUCAAUGACUACAAUUUGAAGCUCAAGGUGGCAAUGGAGGACGGCGAUCUUGAGGAGUUGAGGGACACUCGAGAGUGGCGGGAGGCCCUGGCAAUGAUGAAAGGGGGCUUGACAGAAGAACAGCGAGUGAAAUUGAGGGCAGAAACGAAGGCCCCUUUCAGGCUCCCUCGAUUGUAUCUCUUUGGUGGCCUGCUAGCGGGUGCAGGUUUUGGCCUUCUCAUCAUUCUCGCUAGGCUGGCUGCUGCACUGAAAGGAGGAGAGGGAGCACCAGAUCUGCAGGAGAGCAUCACGAAUCUUGGCAUCAAUUUGGCUGCUGUUGUUGUGCUAGGGUUUCUUUUCUACAGGGACGUCUCCCAAAGUGAUAAGGACGCAGCUGUCACAGCAAGAGAGGAGGCGUUGGGAGCACUGCAGGUGAGAACUGCGGCGAGUCGUGUGAUGCCCCUUGCACGCCUUCGGGGCACAGUGCGGCCCGUGGUGGUCGCAGGCACCAAGAGCCAGAUUGCACGGGUACUGAAAGCUGCACGGCCUCUACGAGAGGAGCUGCAGGACAGGGGUGUGUGUGUCAUACCUGUUAUCACAACAGACGCAGCGGAGCCUGCUGACAAAAUCAAAGCCCUCAAGCAGAAGCUUCAGUCCAACGGAGGCAAUUCUGACGCUGGCAAGGGUUUCGCUGAGGAGGUAGAAGUGAAGCAGGGGGACGGCAAAUGGGAGGUGUCGCCUCACAACAUGGAUGAAUGGCGGGAAUGGAUGGAAGAGCAGAAGGAGUUUGCCGGGGCGAAGGGGAGCAACUUUUACGUUCAGGUUCAGCUUGAUGGUACGGUUCGGAGCAGUGGGUCUGGGGCCCCGCCUUGGCAGGAGCUCGUCCAGAACCUUCCAACCAUGGAUUCCGUGAUGACCAAAUUCGGAGACAACAUUGGGCCCACAGUGUGA
Ostreobium quekettii is the source of this 1386-nucleotide messenger RNA. The record is from the annotation of a GenBank genome assembly. Lineage: Eukaryota; Viridiplantae; Chlorophyta; Ulvophyceae; Bryopsidales; Ostreobiaceae.